Molecule: messenger RNA, 1206 nt
Organism: Bathycoccus prasinos
Lineage: Eukaryota; Viridiplantae; Chlorophyta; Mamiellophyceae; Mamiellales; Bathycoccaceae
Exons: 1
Coding region: 1-1206 (401 amino acids)
Source: RefSeq, a predicted model, not a curated record
AUGAGCGCUGCGGCCUCGUCUCGAUCCACCGCCGGCUCGAUCGAUCUCGCGAGGAGGAGGAGGAGGGACGACGAGAAUACUAACAACAACAACAACAACAGGAAUAAAAGGAGGAAUAUUUCCAACCAGCGCGUGAAAGUUGGCGCCAUCGGUGAAGUCAUUCGGUUUCGCAAUUUCGAAACGAGUUGGAACUCGAACGAGAAAACGCUCGCGUUCGAGCGAAAGGACGAACGGUUUCGAGACGUGCAGUUUCGCGAAAAUCAGUUUCGUUUGCUGGAACCCUUGUUGGUGCCACUGGUCGGCGAGGAAGAGGGGUUCGCGGAGUUGAUUUUGACGUGCCCGGAAGUGCUCGGGAUGGAUGCGAGACAAUUGGGUUGGACUUUGGUGUUGCUCAGUGCUGGUGACGAAGGAGACUCGCUCGUGGAUAUCGCGAAGACGACGCCGGAGAGGUUGGUGUUGAGCGAGGAAGACAUCGCGAGGAUGAAAAGAGAACGAAAUAAAAUGUACACAGAACAGAAGAAACGAGCCGUUUUGAAAGCGAGAGAGGCUGUGGCGAAGUUAUCGCAGACGAUGAUGCAAAAUGUGGCGAGCGGUAAAAGCGAGAAUAACGACACCGCGAGGAUGUCCAGGGACGGGAGAACGGAAGGCGGGAAUGCAAAAUAUGCGGUGCAAGGGACUUUAAAAGGCACAUCCACGAGAGAAGGGGAUAUUAUCGCUCGGUUCUGGAAUCUCUGGGGAGGGAGCAACCGAUGCCGUCAGAUUUUAACGAAAAGCGCGAGAGAUUCAAUAUAUAGAACGCCGGGAAGAUUGGAGGCGAAAUUGUUAGCGCUCGAUCGAGUGUUUCCUUUUUUAGACGUGCCACUGUUUAUGCAUAAGGAGCCAAGGCUGUUUGAAGUGGAUACGAACGAGUUAAUUAUGCGAGUAGCGAAAUGUAGAGACGUGUUUAGGAGUGGUUCGGUCGCGCACGUGGUGACUCUCGCCCCAGGGAUUUUGCUGGAAGAUCUCGAGGAAGUGAAGGAGGCGUUAUGUUCGUUUAAAAGAAAUAACAACUUGCGUUCGGAACAUGAAGUUUACGAGGAAAGUUGCACUUUGUUCAUGGCGUUGCAAACGAAAAUGAACAAAGCGAGACCAAACGAUCCGGAAAUUUUAUACGCGGAGUCUUUGAAAGCGCACGUGAUUGAAGGAAACAUGGGAUGCUCGAUAUAA